This is a messenger RNA of Tachysurus vachellii, 3590 nucleotides long. It is a transcript of the gene xkr9, whose product is annotated as XK, Kell blood group complex subunit-related family, member 9. Lineage: Eukaryota; Metazoa; Chordata; Actinopteri; Siluriformes; Bagridae. The record is from RefSeq and is a predicted model, not a curated record. Gene Ontology annotation, cellular component: plasma membrane. The coding region runs from base 226 to 1335 and encodes 369 amino acids. Gene Ontology annotation, biological process: engulfment of apoptotic cell; apoptotic process involved in development; phosphatidylserine exposure on apoptotic cell surface. The transcript is spliced from 4 exons.
GGAAUAUUACGUCAUAGUUACAAAGGGUGUGGAGAUCUCGAGUUAUGAGAACACGGAGACAUUCACAGAAACCGAGGAAUGGAGGAAGCAGGAGUGUGUGUGAGCUCUCAGAAGAUUAUGCAGCUGAAAAUUGACUCCCAGUCCGGAUAUCCUGCGAAAACAAAAUUAGUAUCCUACACAAACAUGGAUGAUCACCUAGCUUUCUUCUGAUAUGAUAUCAAAGCCAUGGGGUUUACUAAAUUCCGGUGGAUCUGCACUUUAAUUGGACUGAUCUUCUCGGUGGUGGAUAUCGCAUCUGAUAUACUGCUGAGCUUGCAGUAUUUCAGGGAAGGACACUACACCUGGUUUGCACUGACACUCUUAUUUGUUCUCGUCGGAUCACUGUGCACACAGAUUUUCAGCUACUGCUGGUUUAGGGAAGAUUGUAAUGGUGAGGAGGGGACAGAAUCGCUCACGACUAGUAUCGGCUUGCUCCAUCUGUUACACUUGGGCUUCUUCACCAGGUAUUAUGAUCUGCUGAAGAAGAGCUUUAGUUGUGUAUGGAGGGCACAUGUGGACAUGAGUACUGACAAGCUGUUUGGUUUUGCGGCUGAUCUGAGCAUGUUGCGGCUGAUGGAGACAUUUCUGGAGAGCGUUCCUCAGCUCCUCCUGCAGGCAUACAUCAUGCUGGAGCACCAACAUACCUCCAAGCUACAGUAUCUUAGCAUGGCCGUGUCCUUCCUAAAUGUAGCCUGGAGCACAGUGGACUACUGGCGCUGUUUACGCAGAUCGCUCCCCAACAUAGAUGAAAUGCCUGGUGGAAUUCCUACAGCCGUCUACCUGCUUUAUAAAACCUUAACCAUCACCGCCCGCAUUCUGAGUCUCGCGCUGAUCAUCAUGCUGAGCCCCUGGAAUAUCCUGGUGUUAGGUUCCCUAUGGCUAGCAGGGACUGUAUGGGCUCAUAUGGUAAAAACUGAUUUCUGCACGUUCUGGUGUUUGGAGGAACUUUAUCGCACUGUAGUUGGGGUCAUUCUUGUUUUCACCUUUUUCAACAUUAAAGGAAAGAAAACCAAAAAAGAGAUGAGCAUAUAUUACACUUUCAGCACACUGCAUAACUUCUCAGCUCCCCUUUUUCUGUUCCUGUUCCUACCGAGGACUGUGGAAUCAGACUUCUUUUUACCAGUUACAGCUUUCAUAUUAACGUCUAAUACAAUGGGACUGGUAUUUCUGAUCCUCUACUACAGCGCUUUACACCCAGGAAAUCAAGUCGAGUCAGAUGCAGUGGAUGGAAUGGCCACAUUGAACACAAAUAAUUCCUCUACUAAGAGUCGUUUUGACAGAUUUCUGAGACUCUAACACCUCACAACCUGAGGAUUUAUGACAAAGCUGUGUUUAAAGCCUCAGGGAAGCUAAAUUUGUCGUUGUUUUAUCUUAGACUGUGUACAAACUCUUACCGGAAGUACUCUACUUUACAUGUGAAGCUGCUGGAGUCGCCCUCAGAGCUUUUAUCAAAAAUGCACAUUCCCUUUAAGCUGUUUUUGAACGUGUUUGUGUUUGAGUCUAGUGAGCAAAGCUAAUCUAGUAAAAACUAGAACAAAGCUAGCAAGCGAAAACUAAUUUAGUUCAUAAGCACAAAUGUAGCAAGCAAAAGCAAACUAGUGAGCAAAAGCUACUUAUGCAACUUCAGAAGCAAAAGCAAACGUGUUGAAUGAAAGCAAGGGGAGUACACAAAGGCAAAAUAUCAAGCAAAAGCAAACUGAAAUAAAGCUAUCCUCUUGAAUGCUGAGGCAUAAUAGAGCUAGCAAGUGAAAACUAACCUAGCAAGUAAGAACAAAAAUAGCAAACAAAAGCAAACAAGUGAACCAAAGCUACCUCUGCAAGGUAAAGAUCCUUGGAGAAACCUCAGAAGCAAAAAAAAAAGGGCAAAAUAGCCAGCAAAAGCUGACUUUGUGAGUAAAAGCUAACCUCUUGAGUGUUAAUGAAUAAUAAUGUUGGUUUGAGUGUUGCUAAAGAACUAUUUACAGCUGUUUGUGGAAACUGUUUCUGCUGAUUUUGUAACCCAGAUAAAAGACUGAAAGACUUUACUUAAAUCUGAACCUGAUCACUAACACACAUUUAUUGGUGUUGUAAUAGUAAUAGCUGAAAAAAAGAUUUUUUUAAAUCUAACAUUUUGAACUAAUUCAGAAGAAUAAUUCUGUUAAAUAAAUCUGUUUAGCUCAUAUGAUAACAGGGAUAAAUGUAUUUAUUUUUACAUGGUGCGCUCUUGAUAUUAAAUGAAUAUAAUACAAGUCAACCUUUCUAAUUAUCUAAUAUUUUAUUUGUUAAAUAUCUUGCUAAAUUUCUAGUGAGAAGAAGCCGCUUUGUAACUGUCCAACGUUGAUAACCGGGAAAAAACACCAGAUGGUGCUGUGUUUCAAAAAUAAAUCUUGAAGAAUAUUAAAGAAGAUUAAAUGAAUAUUAAAACUAUGGAUAAACAUUUUAAAUGCAUUUGCAUAGAGAUAUUUUAUAAUACAGUUUAUUAACUGUUCUUAAUCUUCCUAAUUCACUCAUAACAUUGGUUUAGAGCAGCGGUGCCCAGUGUGGGUGCAGGAUUUCAUUCCACUCAGACAGGAGUGUAGCUUCUUCUGACUGGAAUGAAAAGCUGGUCUUUUCCGGAUAAAACUGGACACUCCUGGAUUAGACACUUUCUGUUCCGUAGCGUUAUUUUGAUAUGAAUACAUUUGUUUUUUAAUAGUAAAUGUAAAACAAACAACAUUUUCAUUAAAUAAAAUUUCAAAUAAAAAAUUAUUUAUUUUACUUAAUUAAAAAAGUUUAAUAUGUCUGCAAAUUCUCCAGUAUUUUGCAGUCUUUAAACAUUCUGAUAAUUUGACCUUCAGCCCUUUUGAAAUCCCUGAACUUUAUUGUGUCUGUGUAUAUCACCAACAUGCCUUGUGUAUAUACUCAAUUUGCAGAGUUUGUUAAUAGUGAAUUUGAUACACAGCAUUUAAUGAAUCUCAGGAGACGCUUGGCAUUAGAGAUACCAAUCAGCCUUCAAUGCAUUCAUGUCUUUGUACUGGGGAAGAAAGCAAGAGGACCAAGAGGAAACCCCUGAUGAACACAGAAGAACAUGCAUAUUUUGUGCACUCAGAAAGGAGGCGGGAGUCAAACCCCAAACCUUGGAGAUAUUACUCAGCAAGUCAGCAUACAUGUAAAUUUGAUUGUACAAUACUGAACAAGUCUUUUAACAAAUCUUUAUUAUCCACAGCAAUACCCAGACUUCACAAUCUCUCAGCAUGUUUCUGAAUAAAGAAAGAAAAAAGCCUAUUUAACCUUUGAACCCAGUAAUCCCUGGAUUCAGUGAGUGUGUCUUUGAGAGAGGCUGGGUCAUCACAUGCAGGGCUCAAAACAUAAACCCAGCUAAUUCUGUUUUGACUAGACAUUAGGGAAGGGUGUAAUCCUCAAAUAGAGAAGGGGAGGAUAGAUGUGGUGGAUAGAAAACAGACUAAAAGAGAGAGAUUCUGAUGUUAACAGCAUUCAAAUGUAUACUGUAUACUUUAAUAUUUCUCUGUAUGUGCUUCAAGUCAAGAAUGCUUCCUACAUUACCUGGAAUAAACCCCUGGCGGAGGCGGCAA